AUUCUUUUUGACAAGCGUUCAACUUCGAAUUGAUGAUAAAUCGGGGGUAAAAAGAAAUCUUAUUAACCAAUUAAUUAAAAAUUCGAUUUUAUUUUUUAUGUGAAAAAACUACAAAUCACACUCGCAAAUAAUUCAAUUUAACACAAAUUAAAUUUUAUCAAAUUCCAUAAAAAACAUUCAUUUGUAUGCCCCCAAAAAUUCCAAAGAACACACAAAAAAAAACCUUGAACUAAAAAAAAAAAAAAACAAUGCCAGUGAAGUGUGCUUUGCCCUGCUUGCUUUGAAGUUCUCCACAUUCGUUCGUUCGUUUCUCUUUGGGGAGAUUUUAUCACAUAGAAAUUGUGGUGUCAUCAGAAACUUUGUUUAGCUCAGCUAAAACAUAUUACAUUGAUUCAUUCACAGUUCCACGGGGGGUAAUAAAAUAAUUAUGUGCAAAGUAAUCUUUGACAAUUUUCUAAACAACUCAACGUUUGCAUCUAUUUGCAGCAAAUUUUAACAAAAUCAUAUUCAAUGAAUACUCCGAAGAAAUGAGCCAAGUAUCGCAGACUUGUGGCAGUGGCACUAAAGACGAAUCCAAUUUGCUUGGAGUUGCUGUUGUUGCUAUUGUUGAUGGGGCAACGAUUGAACUUGACCAAGCCAAUAGCAUCAAAUUAUCACAAUCGACCUCCACUGAAAGCCCAGAACGUGAUCCAACUAAUAACAUAUCUUCGUUACCUUAUGUGGUGAAGACACCACGUGCCGAUAGUAAGCUUAUUUUACAAAACAUGGAAGAAGUUUUGAAUUCCGUUAAACGCAAACACAAGCAAAAACAUCGCCGAAAGAAGGAGUUAAAGAAAAUAGCUCUGCAGGAGGCCGAAGCUGCUGCGGCAGCGGAGAAUGAAGCCAAUGCAGCAGAUUCGACUAAAGUGAGUCCGAAGAGUCCAAAGCAUCCGUUGCAAGAGAGUAAGAAGAAUGUUGAGGAAAUUGGGGUUGAAUUGAAGAGUCCAAUGAAAAAUGCAUCGAUUUUGGAUCAUUUUGUUAGGACUCCGAAGAAGAGACAUUUGGAUUGUAGUCCGUCCACUGUGAAGGAGGUGACUAAAGUCGUUGAGUUGCCUAAAAAGGAGGAGGCAACAAGAAAGUCGACGAAGAAGGAGAGUACUACGAAGAAGGUACCUGCCAAGGAAGUUACUACAAAAGAUGUUAUUGCAAAGGAUGUCACUGCCAAGGAGGUUACUGCCAAGGAGGAAACACCAAAAGAGGUAGUAGUGCCGAAAAAAGCAAAUGCUUUCGAAGUGAUGAUGAAUGCUCGUAACAAGAGCAUUGGAUCGAAUACACCGGGUAAAGAUCCAUCGCCGACAGAAGACCCAGAUGGUUGCCCGAAAAUUGUACAUAUCAAAAGGAAGAUACUUUUGCAGGAGUGGGCAGAUCGAAAGGGGGGCGUCAAGCGUCGUUUGGAAGAGGAAGCUACUGAAGCUUAUAUAGAAACGGCAAUGAAACAUCGAGCAAAGAGAUUCAAAGCGAUGCUUACAAAUGGUACUGAAUCAAAAUCCGAUAGCAAACCAGCAACACCGGUUGUUGAUAAAACUGCUGAAGCAAAAUCACCAACCAAAGCAUCGCAAUCGGCCAAAACAAAACCUGUUCGCAAACCAAAACGUAGUUCAAGAUUUUCACGUCGAUUAUCAUCUGGUGAUUCAGUUGAAUCGGUAGAGAAUGCGAGUCAAGACUCGACUGCAUUUCUAUCCAAAUUAUCUUCGCCCAUAAAAAAACGUGACAGCUUGUUGGGGUACUUUCCAAAAAAAACAUCAUCACCCGCAUCAGCAGAAAUAACGGAAGUUCCACAAAAACUACUUCCAGUUGAAACAGUUUCUGAAAAUAUCACACCAAAACGUAAAAAGGGUCGUCCGCCGAAAAAACAUAAAGUUAACACACCAAUUCAAAAAGAAGUCAAAACACCAGUUAAUGUUGUAGUAGAAACGCCAGAACCUGUUACAACCAGCACUGGACGUCCAAAACGACAAUGUUCAAGAAGAUCCAGAUAUGAUCAAGAUCUUAGUCCCAUAUCAUCAAAAACAGAAGAAAAGAAACUUCCGCCCGAAAAACCUGAAGAAAAACCAGUUGCUCGUUCCAUUAAAAAGACUCCAAAGCUAGACGAACCUGAAAUUAUCGAUGUGGAUAGCGAAAGCCCAAAGCAAACUCCAAAGAAACUCGCGCCGCUCUUUAUAAAAGCAGUACCAAAGCCAAGCAUAGAUCCAGAGACGCUACGAGCAAGGCAAGAAUUUUUGAUGUCCGGUGUACCGGAGAAAAUGCGUCUCGAAAUGGCUAAACAAAAGCAAUACGAACAAUCGUACGAGGAAGCCAUCGAAGAGUUUCCGAGUGUGAGUCACAUAGAGCAGCUAACUCCUGAGAAAAUUACCACCACCCCAAAAGAAAAAGGCGUGAUCCCUUUCAAAUUACGUCCGAUCAUUGAAGAUGACGACGAAGACCAAAAAACUCCAACGAGAAAGAUAAAAAGACGAAUGAUAGGCACCUUUACAACAUGUACACAAAAAGAUUUUCGAGGACUGGCAAAAAAUAUGCUAAUUGGACCAAAUCCAUUGACACAAAUCGAUAAUAAAAGACAAAUUAUCAAAGAAUGGAAAGUCACCUAUGACAGGUUCCCCACCUUUAGGUGUUACAACCAACUGCGUGAGAAGUAUCGUCACUUCUGUGCAGUUGAUUCAGAACAAGAGGCAGAGCAAUUUACAGACUCGUUUGUUGUAACGCGCAGUAGUACUCGACGCUCACUCACAAAAGAGAAAUUCGAUCCAGACGCUGAAGAAGAAAAGCCACCCCCGUCGGCGCCCAAUGGGGAACUCCUCUUUACGGAGAAAUAUAAAGCAAUGUCGUCGGAUCAAGUGUUGGUCAAUGUUGCACCAGUUAAUCAAUUGAAAGAGUUUCUAUCUUCAUGGCGUGGAAUGGCACGAGCAACUGAUUCGAGUGCGUUUGCCGACUUGAACGAUUCAAGCAAUAGCAACAGUGCGUCUUCCAAUUCAGUUGUACUCCUAGGACCAAAUUCUAGUGGGAAAACCAACGCAGUGUUUGCCUUAGCCAAUGAGAUGAAUUUUGCCGUACUCGAAGUCAAUGCUGGCAUGAAGCGCACAGGUAAGAAACUACUGCAAGAGCUACAAGAAGCAACGCAGUCGCAUCAGGUACGCAAAAAUGCGAAAUCCAAUACCAAGAAUCUUUUAAAGAACACACUAAAUGGCAACAAGAAGAGACAAUCUGGUGAAGAACGCACAAUAGAGGAUAUCGAGCAGACCAGAAAAUCUUUGAUACUGAUUGAAGACGCCGAUGUUAUAUUUGAGCAACAUGACGCUGGUUUCGUUGAUGCACUCUACACACUAGCAUCGACUUCCAAGCGUCCCGUAAUAAUAAUGGCUACAAAUGAAAAUUGCCAACACCUUCAACGUUUGAUUAAUCAAAACACAAUUAGGUUUACUCCACCGAAUGUGCUGAAUAUAUCAAAGUUCCUUUCCGUGCUUUCGCUGAUCGAAAACUGUCCAGUUGAACUGAAUGAUCUCGUAAGCUUGUACCUGUUGAAUCGUAAGCACCUAAGAAAGACAAUCCUGGAGAUGCAAUUUUAUAUUCAAAGCGGUGGCGAUAGACUGGUAAAGUCGAUUAAAAGAUACGAUGAUAAAGGGACUUCGUCUUCGGAGUUUUUUGUAUCGCCAAACAAGAGACGAUAUUCUGAAGAGUCCAUUGAAGUUACCGAAUUUUUAGCUGCAGAAGAUGACAAGAACAAAUAUGUAAACUAUCACAAGGGUCUUUUUGAAUUCUAUACAGUUUGUCAGAAUACAAAAUGUCGAAUACCAUUCCCAGUGGAUUUUCAUUUACUGCGAACAAACUUGUCAGAAAUUUUUAAAGUUUCGAGAAAUCUUACAGAAACAACGACACGUCGGAAAUCUAGAAGUCCGAAAAAAGCUUGGUUGUGUGCUCUUAAUCGAACCUCAGUCUCGCAGGCGUUGGGGAAUUUCUAUGAGAAUCUUUCGGCUGCAACUAUGAUUGCUGGUGUACAAGAAAGUGAAGAUCGUCUAACGAAUAAUUUGAGUGAGGAAAUGGCUCAUUGUCUGGUCGAACGUGCAAUUGAAAGGAAUCUAGGUGCUGGACAUUAUGCUUAUAAUUUAUUCGAUUCGCCGCACGACGGUGUCACUUUAACCAACUAUUCUCCAGUCACCCCUCUACGAUCGUCUCGAUCCCUAGCAUUAGACUAUGAACCAUCACUUCGUUCAAUUUGUCGAAGUGAAAAGAAUCGAUCAAACUGUGAACGACGUGGAUCCCGCUUCUAUCAUUAUCUGCGCAACAGUUGUGUGAAUCUUGGUUCGUUUUCAACGGCGGAUAAUUUCGAAAGAGCAUGCGAUAUCUUGAACGAUCCAACAGACAUUAUACUUCUUUCGCAAACAUCGUCGUCACAAAAAUCCGAUUAAAAUUAAAAAAAAAAUAUAUUAAAACAAAGUAAAAUGGAUUUAUAAUAAUAAUUUUUAAUUUAAUUUAUGUUAUAUUUGUAGCAACAAACUGUAAGUGUUCUUUCUAGGUCUCAGACGGAUAUUUUGCCUAACGAAAUAUCUUGCGUUCUUAACGAACAAAAUA
Episyrphus balteatus (marmalade hoverfly) is the source of this 4605-nucleotide messenger RNA. It is a transcript of the gene elg1, whose product is annotated as enhanced level of genomic instability 1. Bases 528 to 4442 code for a protein of 1304 amino acids. Gene Ontology annotation, cellular component: nucleus. The transcript has 3 exons. The record is from RefSeq and is a predicted model, not a curated record. Gene Ontology annotation, molecular function: DNA clamp unloader activity; ATP binding; ATP hydrolysis activity. Lineage: Eukaryota; Metazoa; Arthropoda; Insecta; Diptera; Syrphidae.